Gossypium raimondii (Peruvian cotton) is the source of this 693-nucleotide messenger RNA. Its product is annotated as protein MAINTENANCE OF MERISTEMS-like. Bases 1 to 693 code for a protein of 230 amino acids. Lineage: Eukaryota; Viridiplantae; Streptophyta; Magnoliopsida; Malvales; Malvaceae. The record is from RefSeq and is a predicted model, not a curated record. Gene Ontology annotation, biological process: meristem development; meristem maintenance. The transcript has 2 exons.
AUGGCCGAGGACUCCUACCGAGUAAUAAGGGGCCGUGUGAAUGGUUUAAAGAAAGCUCCGGAUGCGCGAUUGAGGCCGUACUUGGAGCAAGUCGGGUUUGGGUCAGCAGCAUUGAUUCAGACCUCCGACUUGCGCUAUGAUUUAUUAUCUGCGCUAGUGGAGCGGUGGCGCCCAGAGACCUACACUUUUCAUUUUCCGUGUGGGGAGUGCACGGUGACUUUGGAGGAUGUUGCAAUGCAGCUUGGGCUCCCAAUUGACAGGAGUCCCGUAACGAGAGUAUCUUCAUUCACCGAUCCAGCUGCACUUUGUUAUCAGCUCCUACAAGAGUCGCCAGAGGACAAAGAGUCGAAUUUUUCGGGCUUAAAAUUUACAUGGCUGAAAGCCAAAUUUGGACAAUUAUCAGCGACCGCCACUAAAGGUGAGUUGAUGUGCGCUGCUCGAGCGUACAUCAUGCAUAUCAUAGGGGGAGUACUCAUGCCCGAUGCAAACAACAACAAGGUGCAUUUGAUGUACUUGCCCCUGUUAGCUAAUUUGUCCAGUGUUAGCUCGUAUAGCUGGGGCUCCGCCGUUCUAGCAGUGUUGUACCGGGAGCUUUGUCGGGUGACAAACCCGGAUGUUGUAGACAUGGGCGGAUGCCUCACACUGCUGCAGUCCUGGGCGCUCUAUCAAUGGCCCCAAAAUAGCGCCGUAUAA